UUUAGUUGAUAUUGAUGUGAGCAUAUGUCAGUUUGGCGGAAAAGAACUGCUUGUUCUACAUAUCAACAACAGCCGCAGCAGUAGUAACAGCAACUCACAGAAACAUGCCACAGAACAUACAUCAACACGAGAUAUAUGACCCAAACAAAAACUUCCAGUUUAUUUUUCUGGCUUCUGUUAUUACUAGUUAGCCUUUUGUUGUUUUAGAAUUACUUGUUUUUAUUUCUGAUUGUUUUUUUUUUAUAACGCGGAUGGAUUUUUGAUAAUAUCAUUACCUUGAACUAGGAGUACAUCUAUUGAGAAAAAUAGAAACAAAACUGAUCGUCAAAAAAGCUCAGAAACUCCACCCCGUAAUGAAAGGGUGGCGAGUUAUAUAUUAUUAAUAUAAACGAUAUUUAAAUCAUACAAGUAUAUGCGUAUAAUUAUAUAAGUAUAACGAAAUGCAAAGAGCUUGUGUUAGUGCGGAAAACAUGAGAAAACAGUGAGGACAAGAAAAUUUAGAAAGUAAAACGAACUAAUUUUUUUUUUCAAUAAAAAAAACUUGAUAAACAAACAAAACAAACGACAUUUUAUUUCAAUAUGUAUUUUUUCGUUGUUUCUUCUAGAGGACUAUGGCAUCUAGAAAUGACAAACAACAAAGUCAGUGUUUUAGACAACACCCGAAAUAACAACCCAUCACUAUCUUUUUAACGCAUACAUAUAUAUAUAUAUAUAUAUAUAUAUAUAUAUAUUUAUUCUUACGCACUUAUAUAUCAUAUAUGUUAUACAUGAAAGAUUCGGCUGGUCAUUAUGUAAACGGACGUGCUGAGGAACUAAAAACAGUAAAUAUGGUUCCACUGCAAAUAUUUGGAGUAGUGUUUGGCGUUAUUGGAGCUUUUCUAGUCGUUGCCAUAUUUUUACUGUGUCGUGCAGUCCGGCGGAAGAAAGGAGAAUUACUAAGUCCAUCUUACCGAGCUAUAGGAGAUUACAACCCAGCUAUGACCUCGUUAUCCAUCUCUUCUGGAUCGAAUCAGGAAUUACAGAUGACGAAAGAAGCUAAGACUGUUCAACCCCAUUCAUCGUCUACUUCGACAGUAUCCAGAGGUAGUACACGUAGCGACCAACAUCCAGAAGAAACCAGCAGCAUCAGUGCACGAAGUGAUACCAGUGUCGACAGCUCCGUAUUUGACGCAUCUUUUGGCUCCAUUCGACCGGAUCUUUACCCACGCAAAGAAACUAUCUUACAACAAUGCUCUCAACAGAAGUGUUACGGUCGACUUCACUUGCGUCUCAAGUAUGACUUUAGGACUUCUGACCUUGUUGUACACCUGAUUGAAGUCCAUGACCUCAUGUGCCCAGAUUCAACCUCCGGAUUUAGCGACCCUUAUAUCAAAUUGUUUCUUUACCCAGAAGUAGACGAAAGGCGUCGACAAUCAUCAGUCCAACGUCGGACUUUGAAUCCAUUUUUCAAUGAGUUUUUCAAAUUUCCAAUUCCUUACGAAGACUUACAAGACAAAUCUCUGAUAUUUCAAGUCUUUAACUACGACAAGUUUUCUCGACACAGCAUCCUGGGAGAAGUUAACGUUGACUUAAAUACUGUCGAAACUUCCAGUAGCGUCGAGAUCUGGAGUGAUAUACAGCGAUAUCAGCGGCAUGCUUGCACGAUGGGGGAAUUACUCAUUUCGCUGAGUUACCUUCCAACGGCGGAAAGGUUAACUGUUGUCAUCAUCAAAGCCAAAGACCUAAGAAUACUUGGACCAGCAGAAGAAUCAGACCCAUUUGUUAGAAUAUCAUUAAUUGUUGAUGGCAAGAAAAUUAAAAGAAAGAAAUCUUCAGUACAGAGAAGUACAUUGUCGCCAGUUUGGAACGAAGCGUUAACUUUCAAUGUUCCGGCCGAGAUUUUGCCAAAAGUGGCCCUUGAGUGUUGCGUGUGGGAUCAUGAUAUUAUAGGCCACGGUGAACUAAUUGGAAAGUGUACACUGGGACCAGAGAGGCAAGGAAGUGAACGCAAACAUUGGAUGGAACUGCUCAGCUGUCACAGAACAUCCACAGCCAUGUGGCAUAGCUUACACAAGUGACUAUUGACAGGUCCAGAGAAACUUAUUUCCUUUCUUUUUCUCUAUAUUGCAAAGAACAUUUCUAUAAAUAUUGUUGUGUUUAUAAUUAUUUUUCACUGUCAGUUUUCUAUGAUAAUUAUUUGCUUGAAAAGAAAAAAAAUCAUUAAUGUAGCCAAAAAUUGAGAUUCUCAACUAAAAACAAAACCAAAAAGAAAAACGGGAGAUUAAGUGAUUCACAGAGCGUGCGAAAGAGAGAGAGAAAGAUAGAGAGAAAGAGAGAGAGAAAGUGUGUGUGAGAGAGAGAGAGAGAGAGAGGAGUGUGUGUAGAAAAAGAAGAUAAUGCUGAAGGAGAGAAAUGCUAAACAAAACAAAAUGUCUGGAUGAAUUGCAAAGAUUUAUCAAGUGCAAUUUACUCCAAAAUAUAUUAAAUCUGUACAUAAUCAUUUUGCUUUACUUCGCCACCUAUAAUACAUACAUAUAUAAAUAUAUAUAAACAUUGUCUAAUAUUUUGCUUGAUAUUGUUGUCAAUAAUAUAUUUUACCAAACUGUUUAAAACCAAAAUUGCUUUACUGUUUUUU
Messenger RNA from Octopus sinensis (East Asian common octopus), 2614 nucleotides. Its product is annotated as synaptotagmin-6. Gene Ontology annotation, biological process: cellular response to calcium ion; regulation of calcium ion-dependent exocytosis; regulation of dopamine secretion. The record is from RefSeq and is a predicted model, not a curated record. Gene Ontology annotation, molecular function: clathrin binding; calcium-dependent phospholipid binding; calcium ion binding. Gene Ontology annotation, cellular component: membrane. Lineage: Eukaryota; Metazoa; Mollusca; Cephalopoda; Octopoda; Octopodidae. The transcript is spliced from 7 exons. Bases 759 to 2057 code for a protein of 432 amino acids.